Zygotorulaspora mrakii is the source of this 483-nucleotide messenger RNA. Its product is annotated as SRPBCC domain-containing protein. Bases 1 to 483 code for a protein of 160 amino acids. The record is from RefSeq and is a predicted model, not a curated record. Lineage: Eukaryota; Fungi; Ascomycota; Saccharomycetes; Saccharomycetales; Saccharomycetaceae. The transcript has a single exon.
AUGGUAAUUCUUCAGGAUUCAAUAGUUAUACAUAAAGACGUGGAAACUGUCCGCAGGGCGUUUUUGGACUUUGCAGCUUAUUCAGUUUGGAGGUCGCUGUUCAUUCAAUCCAUCAAGGUAACAACCCCAAACAAGGCGCCAGAUAGCCCCAUCCUUUCCGGUGACACUUUAGAAGUAAAAAUCAUUUUGCCCGUUUCACAGAAAGAGAACAUAUUCGAUCCGGUAGUUCUGGAAAACUCAGAGCAGCGUUUUCGGUGGAAAGGUAAGCUAAUAUUCGAUUCAAUUUUUGCUGGCGAGCACAAAUUUGAAUUUGUUUCUAUCGAAAAUGGGACUAAAACCUCUUUUAUUCAGUCAGAAGAGUUCACUGGACUUCUCGCAUGGCCACUUCUUAAAUUCAUCGGUGAAGAUACCCAGAAAGGCUUCUCUUUAUUCAACGAAAAAUUCAAAGAACAUGUGGAAAACACCUCACUAUCUGUGGAUUAA